GAGUCUGGCUUUUCACUACGGGAAAAUUAUCUCCAGUAUAUACCGAUUUAAACAACUUGAGCAAAAUCCAAAAGCUCCGCUACAUAUCCGCUACAUCGGUACCAGCACCAACCCAACCACUCCCUUCGGCCGUCACCAAAAUGAUAUAGCAAGCGCAGUGCAACUCAAUAAUGUACUUGGCGAGUUUUACGUGCCUUAAAAGUAGUUAGCCCAGUCGGUUUUGCUUCUUGCCGUAUCUUUGAAUUCCCGAACGCACAACUUCCACCACAGACAAGUACAUUCGUCCUUGAUCUACAGGAGCGUAUAUUGAUCGCCAUCUUUCAGCAAAGGCUCUUACUCAACCAGCAAUAUGGUGGUUUUUUUGCGUCAUACAAACCAAGUGACCAUGACCGUACACUCUUUGUGAAUAUGGAGACCAAUUUCUUUGACGAAUUUCAAAAGCGUGCGGUACCACCAUCAGCUGAUAUUGAACUUGGGCUCCAAGAUUGGAUUUAUUUUAUCCGAAAUUACGUUACGGAAAACCAACAAGCAGCCAACACCAUCCGAUGCCCACUGAAUAAUCAAGCACUUGAAGCAAUCCUUGACCAAGGUCGACCUAGGAUCGUCCUUGGACAUACUAUUCUUGCGCUCGUUGGACACGAUAGCCCCCAGGAAUUGGAUACAAAUAUUUUCCCCUUUGUCAACUUGUAUCCGUGGUAUGGCAAAGAAAACACUUUUGACGGAGCCAUCUCACAGCUGCGACGCUAUUUUUAUGCAACACGACCGCUCAUUGCCGUCACGUUUUCACGCACUGUCACAAAAACUGCCCUGGGCAACUUUUAUUUUAAGCAUGGAAUUCUGAACACACAAUUCUUGGACGUUGUGGGAAUUCCGACGUUACAAACUUUCGCAACAGAGGAAUGGCUUCAUGACGGCGAACAGCAAGCACCACCACAAGGAACAUCAAACGUCAUUAUUCCAUCGUUCGAUCCUGGACGCGACAAAUAUGACGAACAGCUUCCUGAAAUGCGACGCCUGAUGGAUAUAACUUGGAUGAUCACAAUUUUAGUUGCCGAGUAUGCCAUGAACAUAGCUACACCUCUCCCACAAGAUCACGAUAACAUUUGUCGGAUACAACACCAACGAAGUAGCCAAAUCACCUUGCCGACCACUACCCGCCAACGAAUCGCAUCAGAGACCAUGGCCCAACAUGGAAAAGCAGAAGGAGAACCAGAAAGUGCCGAACGUCGUCAACAAGUUUGUAUGUUGUUGAAGAAAAACGAUCGGUGUCUACAUAUGCAUAUUGAUCGAAACAAUGAAACAUUAUGGCGAGAAUGGGCGAUGAGUGUACCAAAGAAUAUCUGUUAUCUUGCAAGUGCGAUGAAUUUGGCAGCAUUGAACAUUUCUGGCCGUGAUCCACUAUAUAACAUCUUACGACAGUUUGCUCCACCCAGUGCGACUAACUGUGUUUACCACACUAACAACGAUUGGAUGCACGACGCCGCCUUGCACACAGAAGCACUCACUUCAUGGGGAAAACGUACGGCAAUUGGUCGUGUGGGGCUAAGUCUGGAAGGAGAAGAACGACAACGCCAUGUUUCCCAGCUACAACGACGACGAUGUGUUGGUGAUGAUAGCAAGCUCGAUCUUUUUGAAUAUUUGUCGGUGUUGGUAGGUCAAGAUGUCAGUGUGCGAGAAAAUGGUGCAAUUGCGUUACAAUGGCUGGAUCCUCAGUACUGA
Zychaea mexicana is the source of this 1719-nucleotide messenger RNA. RefSeq lists its product as uncharacterized. The coding region runs from base 409 to 1719 and encodes 436 amino acids. The record is from RefSeq and is a predicted model, not a curated record. The transcript has 4 exons. NCBI's taxonomy places the organism in Eukaryota, Fungi, Mucoromycota, Mucoromycetes, Mucorales, Lichtheimiaceae.